AAAACAUUAAAAACAAGAAGCUAAAAAGUACAAGCAUAAAGAUGCCGCAGAAAACAAAACAGCAGGAAGUAAAAUAAAGCCAAAGGAAGAAAAGUAAGUAAACAAUAUUGGAGUGAUGCAUAUGAACUAGAUGGGAAAAGACUGUCUGAACAGGAAAGUUUUGAGUCUGGAUUUGAAAAACACUUUAAACCAUAGGAUUGGGUCUUGUUAAUAUUGACUUGUGAUUAAAUUAAUAAAGGCUCUAGAUUUAUUUCAACAUGAGAUUUAUUGUCUUGAUCCAACCACCAGCCCCACAAUUCAAAUUAUUUUCUGUAUUUACAUUAGGUGAGAAUGAUGCUUUUUUUUUUACAGUAUUAUUCCACUCUUAAAUUUACAAACUUGAAUAAAUGAAUACAUAAUAAAUUUGAUUUAAAUAAUAGAUGAUAAGAAUGAGACUGACCUAAAGAGAAAAUGAUACAUACAGUAGUUUAACAUUUCUGUAAAAAUAGCAUUGGGAUUUGUUUCUCCCUUUUGUCAAAACUCAAUCAAUCUGAUCAAAUAUAUGAAAUAAAAUUAACAAUAUUGCCUAUAUUUAGAUAGAAGUUAUUAUGAAGCAGUGCCUGCUUGACAAUGACAGCAUCAUAUUUGUUUUUUUAUGGUGCUGUGAUUGUAUAAACACAACUGAGUGUCCAUCUGUCCUCAAAAUAACUCUGCUUCAUCUAUAUGUAGCCUGAGUUAAUCCCUAAGACGUGCACUGCUGAUGUCCCUGACCGCUUCAGUAAACGUCCUGCAGAGCAAGAGGAGCCUCUGCAGCCAUCAGCAUGCCGAUUCACAAAAACAACCUUGGGAACAGGACGCCUCCAACUUGGAUGCAGUGAUGCCCUGUCUGCCGACCCCACUGAGCCAUCUGUGGGACAUUAAACUGUGAGGAAACGCAGAACUACAAGGGAAACCAUGAGCUCUGACAAACCAGAAAUGGACUUAGAUCCCCAGGGCGAGCUUGCCGACAUGAUGGCAUCCAUAAACGUAGCUCCCAACCGCUUGUCCCCUACUAACGGCUUCAGGCCGACAGCCCACAGGUCAGCCGCAGGCCACAGGGCCCGCCUCGCAGACAGGAAGAUGUCUCUGCAGGAGAGGGGGAGCCGCGUGGCCCGACAGCCGACCAUUGAGACCAAACGGGUGUCCAUCACCGACGCAGAUGACUGUCUCCAGCUAAACCAGUACAAACUGAAGAAAGAGAUUGGAAAGGGCUCAUAUGGAGUGGUGAAGCUAGCCUAUAAUGAGGAUUCUGAACAGCACUACGCGAUGAAGGUAGUGUCAAAGAAGAGGCUGAUGAAGCUGUGUGGAUUUCUGCGUCGUCUUCCUCCUCAGGGAUCAAACUGUCAGCAAAUCCCCAAAUUCAUGCAGCCGCUGGAGAGAGUGUACAGAGAGAUCGCCAUCCUUAAGAAGCUGGACCAUCCAAACGUAGUUAAACUGGUAGAGGUGCUGGAUGAUCCUGAGGAAGAUGGACUUCACAUGGCCUUCGAACUGAUGAAAGAGGGUCCGGUCUUGGAGGUGCCCACAGACAACCCUUUAACUGAGGAGCAGGCGCGCUUUUACUUCAGAGAUGUCGUCCUGGGAAUAGAGUACUUGCACUACCAUAAGAUCAUCCACCGAGACAUCAAACCCUCCAACCUGCUGCUCGGGGAUGAUGGUCAUGUUAAGAUCGCAGACUUCGGUAUCAGCAACGAGUUCGAGGGGCCGGACGCCCUCCUGUCAGGCACGGCGGGGACGCCAGCCUUUAUGGCCCCUGAGAUGAUAAAAGGGCAAGAGCAGAGCUUCAAUGGAAAGGCGUUAGAUGUGUGGGCGAUGGGGAUCACACUGUACAGCUUUGUCUUUGGGGAGUGCCCAUUUUAUGAUGAUUACGUUAUUUCUCUGCACAAUAAGAUCAAGAACGAGGCUGUGGAUUUUCCAGAAAACCCUUCAAUAAGCAAUGAUUUGAGAGAUCUCAUUGAAAGAAUGCUGGAUAAAAACCCUGAAACAAGAAUCACCAUACCUGAAAUAAAGCUCCAUCCUUGGGUAACAGAAAAUGGCUCGAAUCCUCUCCCUCUGGAGGAGGAGCACUGUGCAGCGGUGGAGGUCACUGACGAGGAGGUGCAGAACAGUGUGAAACUCAUCCCCAGCCUGUCUGCCGUGAUUCUUGUGAAGGCCAUGCUGAGGAAACGUUCUUUCAGUAAUCCUUUCGAGUGUCAGGGCCGGCGGGCAGAGAGGUCCAUGUCUGCCCCUGGAGGUCUUCUUACAGGAUCUUGGGGCUUACUGGGGUCUUCGCCUCUGCCUCAUCCAUCCUUAAGGAAAAUCAGCAGAGAAGGGAGCAGAGAAGGAGAGUUGGAGGAUUUGUAUGAGGACGAAUCAUUCACAGAAAAUGGAGAUUAAAGUAACAGGAUUUGGAUUAAAGCUGCAGGAUGGCAACAUAAAAGCUAGUUUUUGUACAUUUAUUUGGUCCUUUUUAUUUCUCUCAUUAAUUUUUUGCCUGCUCAAUAUGGUAACAUACAGUCAGUCAUGUUCCAACUCUGUGCAGAAGAUCUUGAGGUUAAAAUAGUUUUUAGAAUAACACACUAGCUGUGCUUAAGGGUUUAAUAGUAGGAAUAGAUAUAGUUUUGUCCAUUUUGUGUUUAUUAGUUUUUCUCAUUAAGCUUAGGUUACAACUGGCCUGAAUGUCUUUGAAUCUCAAAUGAAUGUAUAGACUAAGAAUGUAAAUAUUAUCCAAAAGAAAAGUAUUUUUAUGUUUUCCUACAGCACUGAAAUAAAUAAAUAAGUCAUUCAAACUGGGGUUUUAAUAUUUUAUGUUAUGUGUGAUGCAACAUCCAAGGUAUAAUGUUAAUCAUCAAACACAAAAUGACCACAUGUAGUUACUUGUGAUAUUAAAAACAAAAAAGC
Messenger RNA from Cyprinodon variegatus (sheepshead minnow), 2895 nucleotides. It is a transcript of the gene camkk1b, whose product is annotated as calcium/calmodulin-dependent protein kinase kinase 1-like. The record is from RefSeq and is a predicted model, not a curated record. Gene Ontology annotation, biological process: positive regulation of protein kinase activity; protein phosphorylation; intracellular signal transduction. Gene Ontology annotation, cellular component: cytoplasm. The transcript has 17 exons. Lineage: Eukaryota; Metazoa; Chordata; Actinopteri; Cyprinodontiformes; Cyprinodontidae. Gene Ontology annotation, molecular function: ATP binding; calcium/calmodulin-dependent protein kinase activity; calmodulin binding. Bases 934 to 2391 code for a protein of 485 amino acids.